This is a messenger RNA of Poecilia latipinna (sailfin molly), 1805 nucleotides long. It is a transcript of the gene tmx1, whose product is annotated as thioredoxin-related transmembrane protein 1. Gene Ontology annotation, molecular function: disulfide oxidoreductase activity. The record is from RefSeq and is a predicted model, not a curated record. Lineage: Eukaryota; Metazoa; Chordata; Actinopteri; Cyprinodontiformes; Poeciliidae. Gene Ontology annotation, cellular component: endomembrane system. The coding region runs from base 27 to 953 and encodes 308 amino acids. The transcript is spliced from 8 exons.
GGCGCACACCGGAAGUGACUUGUGGAAUGGACACGGGUCGUCGGCUAGCUAGCAGCAUGAGUGGAAUCAUGUUGUUUUUAUUGGGGGGAGCGGGUCUCCGGUCCUGGACAUGUCCUUUUCUCCUUCUCCUGACAUUUUGGUCGUCGCUGCCAGCCUCGGCCAAGCCCGACAGCCUCAAGGAAGUGACGGACGGGGACUGGGAGAAGAUAAUGACCGGAGAAUGGAUGAUUGAGUUCUACGCACCCUGGUGUCCUGCAUGCCAGCAGCUGCAGUCGGUGUGGAAAGAGUUCGCGGACUGGGGGGAAGACAUGGGCAUCAACGUCGCCAAGGUGGAUGUGACGGAGCAGCCUGGUCUGAGUGGGCGAUUCAUCAUAACUUCACUUCCUACAAUAUACCACUGCAAGGACGGCAUUUUCCGCAAGUACCACGGCGCUCGUACCAAAGAAGACUUCCUCAGCUUUGUCGACGAACAGAAAUGGAAAAACACGGAGCCCGUUUCUUCGUGGUUCGGGCCGUCCUCGUUCUUGAUGAACUCGAUGUCGGCUUUGUUCAAGCUCUCCAUGUUCAUCCGACGUUGCCAUAACUACAUGACGGAGCAGCUGGGGAUUCCUGUUUGGGGUUCAUAUGUCAUCUUUGGCCUGGUCACCUUGUUUGCUGGCCUGACGUUGGGUCUGUUGCUAGUGUUCAUCGCAGAUUACGUCUUUCCUUCACGACGAUUUUCCUCACCCGAUUAUUACCAGAAGAAACAGUCAAUGGAGCAGUCCCGACUAAUCCAGAAUCAGGACGAGGACCAGGAGGCUGACGGCGAGGAGGACGACGAUGAGGAGGAGGAAGACGACCAGGACGGGGCCUGGAGAAGGCAGAGGGAGUCUCCCGAGGGCCAGGGCUACCCCGACGAAGCCCUGAGGAAGAGAGUGGUGGCCAGCCGCGAGGAAGACGAGGAGGAAAGCUAGAGAGCCGGCGCCGGGAUUCCCGUUCUUCGUUCGAUAAGAGCACAGUGGAGUCAGCCGGAGAUGGAGCAGCUGUGGUCCUGAGCGGCAGUAUUAAGAAGAAGGGGUCCAAAAGCUUCCCACCCCCAACCCAAGACGCACCCCACUGUACUCCCCUCCCUCCUCUGUUAAAAGCAGGAGACUUCUACCUCGGCUCUCUCCACCUGAGCAGCGGGCUCCAACUGGAACAACAACAAAAACGUUCCUCACACGUGUUUUUACGUGCGGCGUAGGUAUGGAGUGCAGUACAGACGAAUUUUGAUUCGCUGUUUAUGCUAUGCAUUGUUUUUCAAAAAUAGUUUUGUUUUGUUUUUGCUUUGAAUUCUAACAAGCUUUGGUCUGUAAAUUUUACUCUACAAAUGGGUCAUUUUUUUCUGCACACACACCAUUCAGCAUUCUGCUGGUAGGCUAGUUUUAAUCCUUAAAACGUCAAAUCUAUUUAGCUCCAUCAUAGCGACAAAUGCUGAUGUUUAAAAUGGGAACAGCUUCACAGGUUAAGUUCAGUUCAAAUUAAACCUCUGGAUGAUUAAUGUGGAUCUGGACUUUGGUGUGUGGCGAUUUGACUUGAUAUGAAUGCAGCAACGACCAAAGACGUUCAAAACUACAGUUUGAAGUCUGAGCAACUCUCCGAACAUCUGUGGCCGCAACUCCCUUCCCAGUUUACGACGUAAUGCUUUACUGAUUAAAGUUUCGCUUACCGUGUUCCGGUAAAGACAAAAAUCGAGUAAAAUAAAAAACUAAAUCAAAAACCAUGAAAGCAGCACUUGUGCAACUUAAAGUGAACCACGUGCAAUAAAAUGUAUUAAGCCUUGGAUU